AAAUGAAACUGUAACUGCGUGGGUGACGAGUUACAAGUUACAGCAAUUUCCCUAAAAAAAAUGUAAAACGCUUUUAUAACUUUAAAUAUUAUUACCUUAUUAAAAAUAAAAACAAUAACAUAUUAUUUGAUUAUGUUAUUUAUAUGAACAAGGUUUUAAUUUGGCUUUUCUCAAUGAUUUUUAUGGUAAAUGUGUUUUAUUCAUUUUGUUUCAAAUAAUUAAAAGUGAAUGUGAUUUUGGCGCCAGUUAUACUUAUAAAGGAUUUUUUUUGUUGUAAUGAACCUUUUUUGCUGAUUGAAACAUUAGUUUUCAACUAACCUUAAUUUAUAGUGACACUGCUCCUGUCUUUAUGUCUCUUGUCUGAUCGUAGAGUACGAACGCAGCCAUUGUUUCGAUCUAGUUUAUAGAUGUUCAGCGGAAGGGCGUUCAGAAAAUGCUUUUGAGAUAAUAUAUUAUGAUGGGAUGAGAAAUAUAUGUUUAUUGUAUUGUACUGAAGCUUUCCUUUCAUCUUAAUUUCUGUACAAUUUUCUCAACAUGGCAACAAUAAUCACUGAGAGCUUGUUUGGUCCUAGUAACAGAAGGCGGUGUGUCAAAGGACGAGCUUCAUAUAUUGAAUCUGUUGAUAAUUUGCUAUCUUGUGAACAGACAAAAUUUGAUACUUACGAUUACCAUGAGGAUAAUGAAAAAGUAAAUUACCCAGAAAUUUUUGAACCAGAAGAAGUAGAAGAAGAACCAGUUACCAUUGAUUUGUCAGCUUUUUUGCAAGAUAUUCCCCUUUUAACUGAAACGACCCCUGAAAAUGCUGUUGAUUCAACUGCAGAUGAUAGUCAUUCUCAGUUCCGUGUUACAACUUCAUUAAUUGAUUCCACUCCUGCUUUACCAGAUAACACAACAUUAAAAACACUAGAUUCUUAUGAUAAUACUUCGGGUGCACCUGCUGUUCAUGCAGCAGGUGACCCCCCUUUACCAAUUCUAGAUAUGAAUUUGGCAGAAGUUCCACUUAAUAUUGGUAGUCCAACUAAAAUCAAAGAAAAUGUUUUCUCUCCAAAUAAAAUAUCUCCCAAAAAAUAUAUCAAGCCUAAAAGUCCUUUAGGUUUUUCAAAUCCACUAAAGAAAUAUAGAAAUUUUUCAAAGGGCAAAGAUUUUGUCAAGAAUCACAUAAAAGUGUUUGGUAAAUAUCCUGUAAUUAAGUGUGAAAAAUUAGAUAUUGAAAAUUUUGUAAAAAUGAACAAUAUUAAGGUUAGUAAUUGGCCUUUAUCUCAUGUGAAGACUCCUAAAAAAAGUGGGAUAAGUCCUGGUGUUAAAAGAGUGCGAGCAAAACCUAUUUCAAGAAUUCCUAAAGUUAAAAAACCAGUGAGUGGUAGUAAAUCUUUACCUACUAAUGCAUCUGGCAUUCUUGUAAGUGCAUUACAUCCAAAAACAAUACCAAGUAAUGGUUUUGAAACUGGUAAUAAAAAUAUGCCACUGUUCCUGAAUAGGGUUUCUGACAAUCUGUCUGAUGUAACGCAUUCUGUUAUUAAACAAAACUUUAAUGGAAAUGAGAGAUUAAUCAGAAUCGUCGGUCCUCAUUUUUCUUCUCCACAGAAAUCCACUUUAUUUCCUAUAAAACAACAGAGUUUGGGUGCACAAAACUACAAAUUGCCUCUUGUUACUAGCAUUAACAGAUUUAAAGAUGUUUCAAAUAAUAACAGGUGCAAAAUGUUUCAAAUAAUAGCUCCCAAACAGUAUGUUAGUCCUGUUACCUUAAAAUCUGUAAAUAAUACUGUGUCACCACAUAUUUAUUCAAAACCAAAGCAAGAUUCUGCUUCUUCGCUUGUCAAGUCGAAAAAUUUCACUCUUGUUGAACCACACAUCAAAUAUUCUAAAACUUCUAUUAAACCAAAUGUCAUUAAUGAGCCGUUUGAUAUCAUGUCCGAUAAUUUCUGUUCGCCUAAAAUAAAGUCUCCUUCCAAGUAUCAGAAAGAUUUUAAGGUACAAGAAACUGAAAAAUCUUUCGUUACACCUUCCAAAACUGUACACAACAGUCUGGAGAAGAUUAGGAAUGAGCCUAUUUUGCAAGAUACUGAAAUCGAAAAUCCAUCCACGGGAAAAUCGCAAGACAAUGAUGAACAAAACUUGGAUUAUGAUUUAUCGAACCAAAACACUGAGUUACAAAAAACAAAAGAAAGGGAAUCUGUAAGUUCUGCCGAUUUGAUUAUGGAUGUUAUGGCAAAAGCUUUUAAAACGCAAGCGAAAAAAUCUCUAAGAUCUAAGCCAUCUAAUAUAAAGGGUGAUCAACAAUCUACUUCAGUUUCUCUUGUGCCUAAAACUGAAAUUUGUAAAGCAUAUAAUUCAACUUUAAAUGACAUAUUGUUUGGAUUUGAUGAUGAUGACUUUUCCGAAGAUGCUUGUGUAGAUGUCACGCACAUAGAACCCACUGAAUCUCAUUUAGCUGAAGCACUAAAUACACCUACAAAUGCACAAGUAUUAAAUGAUGAGCACAAUGAGCCAAAUAAAGUAAUCAAAUACAAAUAUAAGAGAAAACAAAAUAAACAGCCUUCUCUGGUUUCUGUAUCUAAUUCAAAAAAGGAUAUCAAAAUCAUUUCAUCCACGGUUGCAGAAAUUUCUGAUGACAUGACUCACAAGUUAGUAGAUAAAGAUAUUAUAAAAUGUAAUAAAAUAUUAGAAACUAAUGAUCUCAGUUCUACAGUUAAUGUUGAUGCUCUUAAUCAAGAGACUGAUGUAUUAUUAAAUGUAUCAGCCAGUAAUCCAGAUGUCAGAAGAAGAAAAACAUCUAUGAAAGAUACAGAUUCUUCUCCUUGCCUUGAUCAGACUAAUGAUAUGCACAAUAAUACUUCGCUUAAUAUUGAAAAGGCUGAGACAUUAACAGCUUCACCUGUAGGUUCUCUUAGAUCUAGACAGCUCCGCCAUACAGGAAGAUUAUUGAAAACGCCAGAAAAAACUGUACCUGAACAAAAUCAAGAUUUCAACACUGAAUAUGGAAGCCUUAUUAAAAUUAUUGAAGAUUUACCUAGUCCAUCUAUGACUCCUUCAUGCAAACGUCGACAGUCGGGAAGAUUACUACGAACACCUGAAAAGUCAGAUACCGAAGUAAAUUUUAACACUGAAGAUGGCAAUCUUAUUAAAAUGGUUGAAAGUUUAUCAAGUCCAUCUUCUUGUAAACGUCGACAAUCAGGAAGAUUACUACAAACACCUGAAAAGUCAGAUACUGAAGUAAUUGAAAACAAAUCUCCAAAUCUUCCAGCUCCAAAUAAUAAAAGAAGGAAGUAUUUUGCACAUAGUUUUAAAAACAAAGCAAAAAGAAACUUUUUAUCUGUCAAAUCUUUGAAAGGAAAGAAAAAAAUAAGUAAACCAAUUGAUAUCAUACAAGAAAUCAAAACAAUAACUGGGGGGAAAUUGAAAAGAAAAGGAAAACAAGCUAAAAGUAUUUCAUUAGAAAAGACUCUAGUUACAGAAACACCUAGUAAUUUAAUCAACAAAUCCAAAAUGAAAUCUACCUGUAAAAAUAAAAGAAAAAGAAUAAAAACACUUAAAGUUCUUUUUAAAAAACCAAAUUCCAAGUCCAAUGAGAAUAGUUUAAAUGAAAGUGAUCUUAAUUGUUGUGACUCAAAAAAUGAAAAUUGUGACCAAUCAAAUAACAAAACUCUUACUUCUACUUUCAGAACGAAGGUAGUUGAUAAAAUGGGAACUCCAAAUGAGGAUGGAUUUGAGCAUGAUACUAGCAGUACCUCUCUUCACCAGAAGGAAGUUGAUUCUGAGAUUGAAAAUUCUAAUCACCUAGAGAAUGAUUUUCCAGGAACGCAGCUUGAUCAUUCAAAUUCUGGUGAUUCUUUGAUCAAUGCCAGCUUAACUAUUUCUCCUAAAGCAAACUCUUUGGAUGAGUUAUUGUUAAAUGACUCAGAAAAACUAACAGAUCCCAUAGCAAAAAUAGUUGAACCAAAUGCUGUUAAUGCUAGUAAUAAUUCAGAUGAAUUUGAAUUAAAUGCUCAAUCCUCAUCUAUAAAUAAUGAAGAAAGCUGUUUAAAUCAAACUCAUGAUGUUCAAGUAAAUGAUGAUUCUAAAUUAAGUGCUGAUAACUUGGUAGGUGAUAUAUCCUCAGUCGAAGGAAAUGAAAAUAAAAACAUUGUAUCCCAGUCUAUAAACCUCUCUGAUAUCGGUAGUGAAUGCCCUGAAACUUUUAAUAUUACUGAAAAGAAGAUUAAUGUGGGUGAUGAAAUUUUAGAUAAUGAAAUAAAAUCUGGCAGAAAAUUUUUUGAUAUUUGUGAAAAUAGCAUGUCGUCUUAUAAAUCUGAAGGAACACUUGUAACAGUUUCUAAUACUUGUGAAGAUAAGCUCAUUUCUUCCAUUUUGUCAGAUAUUGUUUCAAAUGUAAGAGGUGACAGUGAUGCUUCAUUAGGCAUUUCCAAUAAAAAUUGUGAUAUUAAACUUAAUUCUUCUAAUGAAGUUUAUAGUGAUAUUCAGAUAGACUGUUCUAGUAAAAUUGACAGUAAUAUCCAGUUAAAAAUAUCUGAUGAUAAAAUUAAUAACAUCGAGCAAGAUCCUUCUAAUGUAAAUGAUGAUAAUAACAGGCAUCAAGUCUCUUCUGUAGAAACUAAUAGUGACAUCCAGAUUGACUCUGUUGAAUUUGAUAGCAAUGUCCAUUUAAACUCUUAUGAUGAAGUUAAUAAUGACAUCAGACUAGACUCUUCUGAUAAAAUUAAUAGUGACAGCCAGUUAAAUUCUUCCAGUAAAAUUAGUGCUGAUAUGGACUCAGAUUCUUUUGAUAAAAAUAAUGGUGUCCAACUAGACUCUUGUAAAAAUAGUGACAUACAAGUAGAUCUUUCUGAUAAGAAUAAUGCAGUUUUGCCCUUAAACCUUGAUGAUGGAAAUAGUAUGGAAGAUUUAGGUAAUCAAAUUCUACAAGAAGAACUUGAUCUUUCAGGAAAUAAGUGUUGUCAGAAUACAGCCGCAACUGAAAAAAAUGAGAAUUUGAAUCUGACAAAUUCAUGCGAAACAAUAUUAGAUGAAAGUAAUAGUUCUGAAACAAAGAAGAAAAGGGGCAGGAAAAAAUCGGUUACUAAUCUCACUUCAAAGAAAAAGACGUGUCCAAAAGUAAAAUUAACUGUGGCUAAAAAUCUUAAUUCUUCAGCUAAAAAAGGUUCCAUAAAAUGGUAUUUUUCUGAGCGAAAAUGCUCAACUGACUCUAUUCCUGAUGCCUCUGAUUUGUUAAAUUCAUUUGAGGACUCUUCUAAUCAAAAAGACUCUGUUACUAUUACUUGUGCCACUAAAACUCCAGCGAAUUCUUCUACAGUAAAUGUUGAUACAACUGAGGAUAACUCUGAUGUUUCAAAAAGUAUAGAAAACUGUGAUAAAACUUUGUCUAAUAAUUUUAAUGUUCAAUCUGAAAACCUCCCUGUUCCACCUGUCGUAGUUAAGGAAGAACCAAUGGAUAUUGAAGAAAUGCCAUUGAUUGACUUUCCCAGCUCUUCUCUGAACAUUAAAAUUGAAGAAGCUCCUCCCGUGGCAGAUAAUAGCUCUACAGUAAAGAAGUCAAAGCGUUCAAAGAAAGCUCCUCGGCCAUUCUCUCCUGACAUGAAUAUCGCAAGUCUAGCUAUGAAGAAAGAACUGAAAACUGUGGAGGAUAUGAAAGAAGAAGUGUCUUCGUCUUUUAUGAUGACACCUCGUGGGAAAAGUUUUUCACUUGAAACUGUUGCAAUUCCUUUCACAAUGGGUUGGUCUCGAGAGUUGGUUCAUAGAGCAAAUCAAGAAUGUAAAUCGGGCAAAAAAAUGUCUGACGUCUAUUACUUUGGACCAGAUGGUAAAAAACUUAGGUCUAUGCCUGAAGUUUUAGCUUACUUGUCCAAGCAUAAUAUUAAGGAUUUAUCUAAUGCCAAUUUUACUUUUUCAAAAAACCUUAUCUACAGAGAACCAUUUGAAAUUGAGCGUGAUGCUAAACAAAAAUCAGCUUUUGCUCCAUCGACAAAAAGCAAUAGUAGUGCAAUAAAGAUUUCUGUUUCACCAAAGAAAAAGGCAACUACAAAACCUGUUAAAUCUCAAUCUGUUAUAAUGUCUGAGAGUGCCAGUCCUGUACCAAAAUCUGAAAAUACUCCAAAGAAAAAGAGUGUAUCUAAAGCAAAGAAAUUACCUAUAUUGCCCAGCUUAGAAAUUACGCCUAUCACAUCUAAAGACGAAUCUAAGAAACCUGUAGUGAAAAGAGGCAGGCAAACUUCUGUCGAUAAUGCAGGCUCUGAUAAACAUUUAUCUCCGGCACAAAUGAAACCCAAACUUGCUGACAAACCCAAAUCAGCAAAAAAGACUUGUAAACGAGCUUGUGAUAAUAUUCCUGAAAAGAAAUCUCCUACUAGGAAAAGUAAUCGUCUAUCUACCGCUUCAAUAGAAAGUGGUCUUUCCGAGUCAGAAGAUCUUUCUCUUGUAAAAAGAAGAAAGCUUUCAAAAUCUGGUACUAAACAAACAUUAAAUAAAGACUCUUCGAAACCUGGUGAUGUGUUUUUGAAUAGUAACUGUAUUGCACAGAACACUGCAUCUAAAAAACUUAUUAAAGUGAAAUUUCCUUUUCAUAAGCUUGCUCCAUUAGAGUUUUGUAGUUAUCAUUGUAAUGUUUCCAGAAAUCAAAAACAUAUUGAGUGUACUUCGUGCCUUCGGUUUUUCCAUGAAAGCUGUAUUCCAACCGUACCAAAAGAAUUUCCAUUUAUUUGCCAGACUUGUGGAAAAGCUAAAAUUGCUUGUUAUGCAGAACUAAGAAAUGCUACAUCAUCAUCCGCAGGGCCAUUUUUGUAUGAUGAUACAAAAUGUCCAGAUUUUCCUGAACAUACUGAUCAGAAAGUUUUGGAACCCUUCAUUUGUUUGGAAGAAGGAUCAAAGCAUUGGGUGGAUCUCCCAUCUAAUUGGUUGGAUCUUCAACCUGAUAUGGCUAAUAAUACUUGUGAACCUCCCUCUUUCCCUUUCGGACAAAAUAACCACCUUAAUAAUAAUUUUGGAUCCUAUGGCGUUAAAUCAAAUAAUUCUUCACCUCUGGUAGUUUCUUCUCCUUUGCUUUUUUCACACUUAAUGAGGCCAGUUUGUCCAAAUGCAGUUAUGUUACCAAACAUUGAAAGACCUAUAACUCCAAAUACUUCUGUACAAAACCUUUCACCCUUGAUCCCUUUAGCAUCAAAACCCAUUAGUAUCUCUAAGUCCUCAUAUGACAAUUAUUUGCCUGUCAUUGCAUCAAACCCAAAUGUAUUCUCUAAGCAAAUUAUUGUGAGAAAAUUACCUCCUGGUUUCAUAAUCCGUACCCCAACCAAUUGUCAGGUUACACCCGGAGUACUUCCUGCUAAUCCUCUAAUGUGUAACACUACUGGUGCUGGAAUUCCACUUCAAUCAACCAUUUCUGCAACAUCUCACAUAAUUAGUGAUACUUAUAGAAUGCCCAUGCAUCCUAUAUCCUCUACAAUGCCAUCUCACACAAUGAGUGGCUUUUAUAGAAUGCCACUUCAGCCUGCAACUUCUCCAGCAAUAUCUCACAUAAUUAGUGGUCCUUACAGAAUACCACUACAGUCUGCAACAUCACCUCAAAUGAUUAGUGGAUCUUACAGAAUGUCACAUCAACCUACACCAUCUACUUAUGAUCCUUUUAGAUUUCCACUUCAGCAUAAAAAUACUCCAACAUCUUCUUUAUUUAAUGAUACUUACAGAACAGACAUGAAUUCUUCCAUUCCAAGUGGAAUUAAAGAUUACACGAGAAAAAUUGGCACUGCUACAAGACUGCAAUCUGAAUUACCUAGCCAAAUCAAGCCAAGUAGUCUACAACCAGAAUUAAAUAUUGUAUCUCCCACAAUAAAUCUAAACAAUUUUAAGGAAGCUAAAUGCUUUGAUUUAAUAUCCAAGUAUCUGAAUGUUUAUGGAUUGAUGAAAGCUUCUCAAAUAAACACCUUCUGGAAGUGUUUAGUAGAACAAAAAGAGUUGUGGAAACAAGUGUCUUUCAGAGGACUUAGAAUUACAGACUGGGACAAAUGCUGUCAUACUUUACAGAAGCAUAGAACCAAAACAUUGGAUUUGUGUGAUGUUAUAGUUGAUGAUAUAAAUGAUCCUUGGAAAGGUUUCAAAACAAUUAUCAUGAAGUUAUCUGGAAUUCGGGAUUUAGUAAUAGACAAAGUACCUCCAUCUUUGUUAUAUCUUAUCGCUACAUAUAUGAGUCAGUUACACAAAUUGGAAUGUUUCCUUACUUCAGUAUUAUCUGAACCAGAAAUAUGGUCAACACCCUGCGAGUUGGAAAUUUCACGUCUUAGAAGCCUUUCAAAACUUAGUACACUGCAAAUUGGGUCACUUGGAGGAAUAAUUUUAAAGGAUAUGUCCAUGUACCAAAUGCCGUAUUUACCUAAUUUAAGAUAUUUAUCAUUAACUGGAUUCAAAUUUAACUCCGUGAAGAAUCUAGAAGUAUUAUCUCAGAAUCAAAAUUUAGUGUCUCUAGAGCUUGGUCAUUGCUAUGAUAUUGAGCCUGAAAUAUAUGGAAUAUUAAAGCAGCUGACAAACCUUGAGAAGUUACGCUUAGAAAAUGGUGGGAGUGUGGAUAAUACUGGUCUUCCUGAAGCAUUGUUGGAAAUGAAACACUUGAUACAUCUUGAAUUAAUGAACUAUAAAAUCCCACAUACUUUGUCUGAUACUUUAAAGCAGUUAAUGGAACUUAUCCAUUUGAAUGUUUGGCCAGAUAAUACAAGUGAAGGUCCAUUAGUUAAUCAUAAUCUGUUCCAAGCUAUUUCAAGUUGCAAAAGACUGAAAUAUAUUUGCUGGGGAAUCAUCUCUGAAGUGGAGGAUGCAAAUUCUCAAGUCCUAGAAAUGAAAAGUGUUGAACAGGCUAUUAGCACACAGCUUACUUUUAAGGAACUCUUUGACAAAUUGGUGGAAUUCUCUUCUGGUAAGGUAGAGGUGAAAUGCGUACACAGGUCUACAUGGAAAGAAUUUUGUUAUGCAAGAAAAUGAUUCAGUCACUUUAUUUUACUGAUGAGACAAAAUUAAUCUUGUUUGACUGAGAAAACAUAUAAUCAGGAUUUUGUUUGAAAUAAAGGUGGAAUAAAAUAUUCGGAGCAACUUACAUUUAAGGAGCUCUUUGACAGAUUAGUGAAAUUCUCUUCUGGUAAAGUGGAUGUAAAAUGCAUAUGCAGAGGUCAAUGUGGAAAGAAUUUUGUAAUGGAAGAAAAUGAUUUACUCCAUAUAUUUUACUAUUGAAAAAAGAGGAAUCAUGUUUUACUGAGAGAACAUGUAAUUAGAAUUUAGUUUGAAAUGAAAGUUCGCUUGCUUUUCUGCAUGGCAGCUUAUUGUACCAUAAGAAUUUAAUUUCUUAUCCUCACUAAGUUUUUUUAUGUGAUAGAUUUUAUCUUUCCUUCAAAUAUUUUUUUAUUGUGCACUCAUUUAUGUAAUCAUUUUUUCAAUCUAUCAUUUUCAUUGUAUAUUUACUAUUUUGCUUUUGCUAAAUAAAUCUUUUUUUACUGCUGUUGUUCAGAUGUAUGCAAGAUAAUAGACAUACUUAUGCUUGUUGGUGUAAAUAAUGUGUGUUGUCUUACCUUGUUAAUGUUUUUAUUAAUCUCACUGCAUAUUAGAGUGGCCCGGAAAAAAACUUUUUUUUUUUUCCACUAUAGCUAAAUUACAAGAAAUCCUAAUCUAGUAUGUAAAGGAAAAAAUUAUUACGAAAUGUUUUAUUUCACAUGUCAACUUUAAAAUUUAUUUAAAAAAGGAGAAGAAAAAAAAAUUUUUUAAUUAAAAAAUUUAUGUGCAAAUGCUUAAUAUUUUUAAAAAAAAAAGUAAGUCUCUAAUUUAGUUUUUAUGUGUCAGUUUAAUACUGGGACUUUGUGAAGAACAGAAAAUUGGUAGUAAAAUGUUUCAUUUGUAAAACCAAUUUUUUCUUUUCUAUACAACUUUUCCAUACUAUAGUGAUUGGGAAAAAGUGUGUUUUCAGAUCACUCUAGUGCAUAGGAAUUUUUUGUUCCUAAGAAAUUAUUGUGUACAUAAUGAAAUUGUAAAUAAAAACUUCUGGUAUUA
Molecule: messenger RNA, 10014 nt
Organism: Parasteatoda tepidariorum (common house spider)
Lineage: Eukaryota; Metazoa; Arthropoda; Arachnida; Araneae; Theridiidae
Source: RefSeq, a predicted model, not a curated record